AUGCACUUAGCCCACCUGGCUAUUUUCCCCGAUGUGUAUAUUUCGGUCUUGCUGGACCUCACUGAUGAAUGCCAGAAACGGGACUCAAAGUUGACCGAGCUCUAUGAAAAUGACCGUGAUUGGUGCGAGUCCCAAAGCAUCAGCGACAGGGCCCGAAAGAGGCUCUUUACGAGCAGAACAUUGAGGCCAUUGGCUC
Messenger RNA from Symbiodinium sp. CCMP2456, 196 nucleotides. NCBI's taxonomy places the organism in Eukaryota, Dinophyceae, Suessiales, Symbiodiniaceae. The record is from the annotation of a GenBank genome assembly.